Cydia fagiglandana is the source of this 833-nucleotide messenger RNA. RefSeq lists its product as uncharacterized. Lineage: Eukaryota; Metazoa; Arthropoda; Insecta; Lepidoptera; Tortricidae. The record is from RefSeq and is a predicted model, not a curated record. The coding region runs from base 1 to 816 and encodes 271 amino acids. The transcript has 3 exons.
AUGGGAAAAGUUUGCAUCGUAAACAGUUGCCAAAGUGGGCGUAAGAGGAAAAAACAGAAAAAUGUUACGAAAUCCGUAUCUUUUUUCCAACCAACGACUCCGGCACGGUUAGAAAGUUGGAAAAAGUCGUUAGGAAUUGCAUUAAAAGCAAAUGAUUAUAUUUGCCAUCUUCAUUUUAAAGAAGAAAAUAUAAAUAUGUACGAAAAGUUAACUAUUAAAGGAGAGCUCAAAUAUAUUCCUACACAAAGAAAAACGCUUAAGGAAGAAGCUGUGCCCACGAUUGAGCAUCAGUUUAUUCCCAUUCCCGAACAUGAACUCCAAGCCAAUACUAUUCACAUAGAGGAAUCUUUCGAACCAUACCCCAAUCAACCUAAGGACGAGCAGCAACAACAAAUCAAUGCCGAGCAACAGGAAUUAUCAGAAGAUCAAAAUGAUUCUAAUAAUUUAAUGGAUUAUGAAAUGAUACAACAGGACUUUGCGGAACCAUUGUUUAGUCAAUAUCAGGAUACUAAUGUAAAAAUUAAUCCAAUAGAGAAUUUUAAAAGUAAGUUUCGGGCAUUUUCGUUGUUGCCGCCUUUUUGGCUACAUGCAGAAAAUCCUAAUGGGCUGGAAUUUAUGCGAAUGGAUCCAAAAACUCAGAAGAUUAAACAUCAUAUACGUUUAAACGAUGAUCUAACUGUCACUGUAAUUUUUCCCAAUAAUGAACAAUUGCCACUAAAGGAGAAAAUUAAUUCAUAUGACAACACCUACGAUUACUUAAAAUCGGUUGAAAGAUGGCCUUUGUGCGUUGGUACUCAGAUUGACGACAAUAAGUAAGUUUUGGUAGAUUGUUA